GCGGUCGGCUCGCGGCGGUCAGCGCCGUCCCACACGCUGCAGCAACGGACCGCCUCCCCGCUCGCCUCUGUCUUUGUCGUCUCGCUGGUCAUCCCCGCCGGCGGCGUGCUGCAGCUCGUCCUCUACUUUGGAGUCCUCGCCGCGGCGGCGUCUGGGCCGGCGCACCAGCUGCUGCGCGCCUUCACCGCCCCGGAGACGAGCGACGCGUGGCGGAACGGCCGCUUCAAGAUCAUCCCCGGCGUCGAGGCGGGCCCUUGGAUCGUGCGCAAGGCGCGGCACCUCGCCGUCGACCUCGCCUUCCUCAUCGAGCCGCAGAGCGCGUCCGAGCUCGCCGAGCGCGUGCUCGGCUGCGUCCGCAUCUCGCAUGUCUCGCUCGCAAACGGUCUCAUACCGGCAUAUUGCGGCACGGAGGGCGAGGACGAGUGA
Messenger RNA from Emiliania huxleyi CCMP1516, 426 nucleotides. RefSeq lists its product as hypothetical. NCBI's taxonomy places the organism in Eukaryota, Haptophyta, Isochrysidales, Noelaerhabdaceae. The annotation marks the transcript as partial. The transcript has 4 exons. The record is from RefSeq and is a predicted model, not a curated record.